UUGUUCCCGCCAAACAGAUGAUGCGCAUUGUUAGCGAAAACAUUUUUCUGCGAAUAAUGUGCAAAAUAAUUAUUGUUGUUAAACAAUAGGAAUUUAAUUCCUUGCUGUUCUGCUACAUAAUAUAGGAUUUUUUACAGCGUGUAUAUUAUGUACAGACUACAGACAUUACUGUAAGCUCGUUUUGUAGUUACAUUGUUGUAAAUUUAAGAUGCGAUGGAGUGGAUGAGCAAGCUCGUAGUGUUGGUACUGGCGUGCAGUCCAAUGGAGAGUUUGAGCGAGACGGACUUCUGCCACAGCAAAGGGAUGAAUCUCCAUCACUUGGCUACGAAAACUCCAUACCGCUUCGUAAGGCAUGACGACUCCAGCACUAACUACCCAGACUGCGAGCCCGUGCGGGCGUGGAUGAUCGUGAGGCACGGGACGAGAUAUCCGGGCAGCAAAGCCAUUCAAAAGAUGGUGCAUUCUCUGCCGCUGCUCCGGAACAGAAUACUAGCUGCUAAUAAAGCUGGGAAAGGGUCGCUCUGCCGGGAGGAGGUCUCGGCCCUGGAGCGCUGGGCUUGCGGCGUGGAGGAGGCGGACGAGAAGCGCCUGGCCCACGAGGGCGAGGACGAGAUGCUGGAGCUCGCGGAGCGGUUCCAGCAGCGGUUCCCGCGGCUCUUCCCCGGCGACUACCGCAACGACACCUACAAGUUCAAGCACACGGCGACGCAGCGGGCCGGCGAGAGUGCCCGCUACUUCACGGUCGGCCUGUUCGGGAGGCGCGUCAGCCGCCACGUCUGGUUCCCGGAGGCCCUGCACAGGGACCCCAUUCUGAGGUUCUACAAGGCAUGUCCUCGCUGGAAGAGAGAGGUCGACAAAAAUCCAGAUUCCGUCCAGGAAAGAAAUAAGUUUGCGCGGGGCCCUGAAAUGAAGCAGUCUUUGGAAGAAAUCCGAGCCCGCCUGGGCUUGGAUGCUUCUCUUGAGUUCGAUGACGUGCAUCUGCUGUACGUGACGUGCAGUUUCGAGACGGCGUGGGACAAGCGACGGCCGUCUCCAUGGUGUGCAGCGUUCUCGGAGAAGGACCUCCAAGUGUUUGAGUAUUUUGAAGAUUUGGAAUACUACUGGAUUGAUGGCUACGGUUUUAACCUCACGUACAGACAAGCAUGUCCUGCUAUCAGGGAUAUGAUGAAUUAUCUCCAGACUGGACGGACGCCGGGCUCCCAGCACUCCCCCCGCGCCGUGGUGUACUUCUCGCACUCGGGCAGCCUGCUGAAGAUCCUGGCCCACCUGGGGCUGUAUCGGGACGGGCGGCCGCCCCGGCACGACAACUACCGCCUGAUGGGCGAGAGGCGGUGGAGGGUGUCGCACAUCGACGCGUUCGGCACCAACCUGGCGUUCGUGCUCCUCAGCUGCGGCGGGGAAAGCCGGGUGCUGACGCUCCACCAGGAGCGGCCGGUCGCGCUGCCCGGCUGCCCGGCCUCCGGGGGGCACUGCCCCCUGGCCGCGCUGCUCCACACGUACCACGCCAGCGUGCACGCGUGCGACUUCGAGGGCAUGUGCCGCGACAGCUAGCGCUGCGCCCGCUCGGCGUGGCUCUGCCGGCAGGGGGACAGCGACACACCCCAGAGGAUCAGCUUAUGAUUAGUAUCUGAAUGGGGCUGUUCCGAUACGCAACACUCGAAUAGGAUAUUGGCCGAUAUUCAGCUCUCGGCCAAUGACAAGGUAUCGGGAAAAAUAAAUAUUUAGGCAGAUUUGUUUUCAAAAUACUUGUUAUUUUUUUGUUUUUUUGUUUUCUUGAUUGUUGUUUACCUCAGAAUCUCUUUGCUGCCUGAUAAUGGAAACCAACUAGUAUUUUAUUUUUCAAAGGCAAAUCUUAAAAAUUGUACAGAGGCUAACUAUGAGUACACCAGAGAAUGUUCGCCUCACAAAUAUGUGAUGUAAAGUUUUUUACAAUGAGCUUGCUUUUAUUUUAGUUUUAAUAAUAAAAUUAUGGUAUUCAUCACCAACAAAUUUACAAAAAAAAUUACGUUUCAACUACUACUUUAAUGUGUGGCCAGUAGUUAUAAAUUUUGGUUUUAGUAUCAGGUGGUGUCGAUAUCGAAACAGCCCUAAUUUUAAAAUACAGUAGGGUCUCGAUUAACUGAGUUAAUGUGGACUGCGACAACCUUUGAUGAGAAAAAUCUCGAAUAACACUAGUAUAAUUUGAAAAUUCUCUUGGUUUUCAGUUGGCCGAGUGGCAUCAUUUUUCAGGGUAGCAUUUCUCCAGCUUUUCUUAAGUGAAGAUCCUCCCAUGUCACUUCAUGAUUAUCUUAACCAGUGAACUGCAUCAUUGAGGUUAAUUUUAUGAAGGCUUUCGACAACGGUCAGACCAACUAGGUCCUCAAUUGGUCUGACAUUCUUUGCCGGAAAUGCCACUUUAAGUCCACUCGUAUAUAAUGAAACUUCGGUUAGUUGAAUCUCGGUUACUCGAGAUUCUGUUGUACUUAUGGUUAGAAAUAACAAAUAGUUACUCGCGUUCACUGUAUAGUAAAAACUCUUUAAUCUGGCUCCGUUGGGACCACAGCCACGCCGAAUUAGUGAUUCUGCCAGAUUAUUGAACAUCAGUAAAGUUUAAACAGGAGUACCAAGUAAAAAUUAAUAUACGGUGUAAUAAGUAUGUAAAAUAUUUUUUGUAAGCGUGAUACGUAAACCACAUUGUGAUCGAAAGUGCUGUAUUCUAAAACUAAGCUGACAUGUUCCGACUUUGAUCGUAAAUUUCUAUUUAUUAAUUAGUUACAGUAUUUGGUUGUUAUCUUCUUUUGUUGCAUGGAACUGUGUUAAUGUUGAAAUUUUACAGAAAAUUUUGUUUGCCAUCUUAAAGCAGCUUUGCUAAAAUAUUUCUUACAAUUGUAAACCAAGGUCAAACAAUGUUUUUACAACAGUCGAACAGUGCAAAUGUUUACAGCAAUUUCUUUUUGUUAGAGCUGAACUGAUUAUUAGUUGUUUGUGUGUGUUAUCAUUUUCAGUGUAAAAUUGAUCAGUAUUAUUGUGAAAAUGUGAAGUGUGUGUUGGUUAGUGCUGUUAACAGGGACUAAGAUCUCGUGAGAAUCACGACUAAAAUCUGGUAUCCAUGUCAAAAAAAUAUAUUAAGGCUUAGCCUUGGCUCAGCCAAUUUCAUAGGCUUUAAAAAUGAUGAUCCUAAAAGCAUAAUGUAGAAAAGUCUGUCCUAAUUAAUUCUAAAAAUAAUUUUCGUGCCUUGAUCUUGCCUGUAUGUAUUAAAAUAUAUAUUACAUUCAAUAAAAUAGUUUAAAAAAA
Bacillus rossius redtenbacheri is the source of this 3273-nucleotide messenger RNA. It is a transcript of the gene Mipp2, whose product is annotated as multiple inositol polyphosphate phosphatase 1. Bases 214 to 1551 code for a protein of 445 amino acids. The transcript has 10 exons. Gene Ontology annotation, molecular function: acid phosphatase activity; inositol phosphate phosphatase activity. The record is from RefSeq and is a predicted model, not a curated record. Lineage: Eukaryota; Metazoa; Arthropoda; Insecta; Phasmatodea; Bacillidae.